GAUAAUCCAAGUGAAUUACUGAAAUUGCUGGCAUUAAGGGAAGAUCAGUGGAUUGUCUUGGAUGACAUUGUGGUGAAGAAUGUGCAGAAUGGAAUUGUCUCAUUUGAAAUGAGUGAAUAUUUACAAAGCUUUAUUGUAGUUCGUCUGUCUCCGGCUAUGGAUGCCCCACAUUUGAUUCAAUUUAUUCAUAGUUUGGAAUUUGCUAUACACAGCUCAAUGGUCAAUGUGGUUUUGUAUAAAAGGAAAGACAACUUUCACAACAUCAUUGUAGAACUGGUUCCCUCUAAAGAAUUAAACUGGGAAACCUCAGCUUUGACAGAAGCUGGAUACACGGGACCACCUGAGCCCUCUGAAGCAAUAGCUCUUCAAGAAGGAGACCAAAUUCAUUUUCAGUUUUGUGGCAACAUAUCAGCAUUGGGUGGCACAGAAUCUAAUGAAACAUACAGAUUGACAUUUCACUCACAAAAAAUGCACAGAAUAUCCUUAGAUCUCAGUGUUGUUGAUGAGUUUGGAAAUUACAGCUCACCACAUUAUAAAGGGACAGUAGCAUUCUACAGAAUAUCUAAGGAAGACAUUUUUACAAGCUACAAGACAGGACAAUCAGCUGACAGAUCUUUACGACUAAGGACACCAGUAUGCAAGCUUCCUAUUGCCCUCCCUAAGGUGGAGAAAUGUAUCAGUCGCCCAUCAAGUACAAAAUUAAUAACAAGAGAUCCUGGAGAUCUUCUAUGGGAUAGUGUGUUGAAAUGGUUGUCUCAUGAACUCUCAGAAGAAGAUGCCACUGAGUUGUUUCUGUCUCUUCCUAUGCAGCGGAGUACUGUCCAGUUAGUGAGACUAAAGAACCCAGAUAACUUGGCUGCACAGGUCUAUGAAAUGCUAAGUCUUUGGAAGAAAAGACUACCAACUUCAACAGACAAGUUCCGACUCUUAGCACGG
Staurois parvus is the source of this 936-nucleotide messenger RNA. NCBI's taxonomy places the organism in Eukaryota, Metazoa, Chordata, Amphibia, Anura, Ranidae. The record is from the annotation of a GenBank genome assembly.